UUCACGAGCGUAUACGUCAGUUUCGUUCUGAUUCUGUUGUGGUACACGUUCGACGUAUAACGUUUAUUACGCUCAGGGAGCUGUGCAAUACACGUAUUAUAAAGGAAUACGCGUAGAUACAAGUAGAUACUCCUUAUUCCACAUGAACAAUCGUCGAUUUUCGAUACAUAUAUAAUGGGAACACGUCAAAGACAGGUAAACAAGCCUCAAAGUAAUGCAAACAACCAAAACCAGGAUAAUAAACCAAACAAGUCAGACAGCACAAGCAAAAUGUACAGGCACAAACAUUACACUAAGAAAAAGCUGGCCAUGUAUUCAUUGACGGUUGCAUGUGCUCUAUUACUUGUAGUUUACAUAGGCCUUGCAAACGAUGUCAAUGCAUUUCAGCUUGGUAACAGAGCCAUAGAUAAUUUAGCUUUUUCUCUUAAUCUGCACACACCAUUUUAUGUGGUCAUUAUUGAUGCUGGUUCAACAGCAAGUCGUGUUAUUGCUUUCACAUUUCAUAGAUCAGUAUUAAAUGGACAAAUACAGUUAGAUGAUGAAUUAUUUUAUGAAAUCAAACCUGGACUAAGUGCCUAUGCUAAGAAUCCAAAGGGUGUUGAAAAAUCAUUGAAUGCACUGUUAGAAAAAGCAAAAACAAGAAUUCCUAAAACAGAGUGGUCAAAAACUCCGUUGAGUAUGAGAGCAACGGCUGGUCUUAGGCUUCUUCCUGAUCAUGAAGCAAAUCAAAUUUUGGAAGAAGCCAAAAAAGUAUUUGAUCUCUCUGGAUUUCAACUUAGCAAAGAUUCUGUAGAUAUUAUGGACGGCUCAGACGAAGGCAUAUUUUCAUGGUUUACAGUAAAUUUCUUACUUGACAAAUUUAUAAGCUCUGGUAGCAAUGAAGAUUAUUCAAUUAAAACUGUUGCUGCGCUAGAUCUUGGCGGUGGCUCAACUCAAGUAACGUUUGCGAUUACUCCAAAAAUGAUUGAAAAUCAAUCAAAAGAAUUGGAGAUGCACAAAAAAAAUAUUUAUAACAUAAAUGCCCUUGACAGAAAUAUAAGUAUAUUGACCCAAAGUUUUCUAGGAAUGGGACUUAUGGCAGCCAGAAAGUCUAUUUUAACUCAUUCCGACAAUCAUCCUAAUAAAACUGCUCCUGAAAAUGUUGACUCAGACAGUAUCAAAUUACAUUCUGAGUGCAUAAAUCCUAUUAUUUCUGGAGCUGAGUGGAAUUAUGGUGGUAAAAAGUACAAAAUUUAUGGACCAGUUAAUGGAGACCAUAAAGUUGUAAAAAGCCAGAUUAAUAGUAAUAUUGAAGAAGAUAGGCCUAUAGUAAGAUUUCCCACAUGCCUGGGAAUCAUCAAAAAAGUUGUGAAUGACGCCAUUCCUCAUGAUCUUCCAGUUUUGUCAGAACAUGAAAUUUACGCAUUCUCAUAUUACUAUGAUAGAGCAACAGAGGUUGGAUUAAUAGAUCCAUUCAUUGGUGGGACUGUAACAGUUGCUGACUUGUAUAAUGAAGCUUUGAAAAGUUGUGAAUACCCCAACACAGAUCAGCCUUUCACAUGUUUAGAUUUAUCAUUCAUAUACACAUUGCUUCAUGAUGGUUUUGGUCUUGAAAAAACUACUAAAAUAAAUAUGAAAAAGAAAAUCAAUGGACAUGAAUUAAGCUGGGCAUUAGGAGCUGCCUUUAAUGUUUUACAAACUGCUGUGUAACAAAGAUAUUUUUUGAAUAAAAUUUUAGUCUAAAUACUAUGUGGUGCUGUAUUUUUCAGGAAAAAUCUUUUGUAUUCUUGUGAUAUAAUCCCUCUUUAUGUGAAAAAGUAAUGUCAUUUCAGCUUGGUGAAUUUAGGGAAUUGUUUACAAUUAAGACAUGUGAUCACAAAUUGUUCAUACUAAUUGUAAGAAACUUACUAAUGUUAAAAAUGUGCAACUGUUGACAUACUAAAGUGCCUUACAAAAACCCACUUGGUGGAACUUCGUGACGUUUAUAUUUAUAUUCUUGAACAAAAUUAAAUAUUUUAUUAAGUAUCACUAA
Molecule: messenger RNA, 2011 nt
Organism: Trichogramma pretiosum
Lineage: Eukaryota; Metazoa; Arthropoda; Insecta; Hymenoptera; Trichogrammatidae
Product: ectonucleoside triphosphate diphosphohydrolase 5
Exons: 4
Coding region: 175-1689 (504 amino acids)
Biological process (GO): nucleoside diphosphate catabolic process
Cellular component (GO): membrane
Molecular function (GO): UDP phosphatase activity; GDP phosphatase activity
Source: RefSeq, a predicted model, not a curated record